Molecule: messenger RNA, 1445 nt
Organism: Aspergillus pseudonomiae
Lineage: Eukaryota; Fungi; Ascomycota; Eurotiomycetes; Eurotiales; Aspergillaceae
Exons: 3
Coding region: 403-1320 (305 amino acids)
Cellular component (GO): mitochondrion
Source: RefSeq, a predicted model, not a curated record
UUCCCGGGCCGGUCGCGUUUGAUUGGUCGCGUGCGCCGAAUUUCUCAUGCUUUGUUGUAAAUAUUGUGGGCUUGACAGUUGGGCGUCAUUAAAUGGACCUCCUGGACAAUUACUUGUACAGUGGUUCUUCAUAUAGCCCCUCCUUCACUGAUCUUUUCCUUGGAUCUAUCCCCAGGUUCCUUUCUUUUGUCCAUCAUUAUCCCAGUAUACCCCAGCGUUUGAGCGAGAAUAGACUCUUGUUACCCAUUCCUUUGAUUAUUAUUCUUUUCCUCUGUUGAGUCACUAGACAUACACGGUUACACGCCUGAAACGACGCGCCCUGAAAUCAACCCUCGUUACCCCAGUAAAUAAUAUAUGGAUUGACGGUCUACCUAAAUUCGAGAGCACGUUACCGCAAUCAACAUGGAACAAGACUUCCCUAUCCACCAGGCAUUUCCCUUCUCUAUGCAGAGGAACCGCCUGGCGGAACUCCUUACCGCAGAUGUGAUAGCUGCAGCAGGCUCAGCAUCACUGAUCACUCCGGCCGUCAUGAUUCUUGACCGACUUGUCGUGGAGAAGUCUUCACACAAUCAGCCUCUCUUGCCAGCGUUCCGCCGACAUCUGUGGCUCUCCAUCACUCAGCCAGCGACUUUCCUCACAUCUCGCCCGAGCCUUCUAGUUUGGGGCCUCUACACCGCAACCUUUGCAGCAGCAAAUGCCACAGAAACAAUCCUCGACCGGGUUUACCCUGAUGUCGACCACGCCAUUGCGGGAAUGGCGACGUUCCUCUCCACAUUCGUCGUCAACUCGUCUGUGGGCAUCUGGAAAGAUGUCAAAUUCGCCCAGCUCUUCGGUCACCCCCCAGCUGCAAAGCCAACCAGCCCCAUCCCCAAUCCCACCCCCGUCUCCAAGAGCGGUUUCCUCCGCCGUUCCAUCCGCACCAUGCCACUAGCAACCUACUCCGCCUUCCUUCUCCGUGACGGUCUGACCAUCUUCGGCUCGUUCAAUCUCCCCGCCGUGGUAUCCAGCUCCGUACCCGACUGGAUUGCCUCCCGCGAUUACGCCAAGAUCCUGUUCGCCCAACUCGCCAUCCCCGCCUCCAUCCAGCUCGUCAGCACACCCAUCCACCUCCUCGGCCUCGACCUCUACAACCGCCCGAUGCAGCUGCCCGCUCGCGACCGAAUCGCCCGCGUCAGCCGAGACUGGAUCGGUGCGUCCCUGACGCGCAUGUGCCGGAUCAUCCCGGCAUUUGGCAUUGGUGGAUUCGCCAAUACCGAGGGGCGGGCAUUCAUGCACCAGCAACUCCAGCUAUGCGGGGAGGAGUAUGAAAACGAGGGCUGAGUUAAUCCCUAUCUUAUCGCGAAGGCAAAAAAAAAAAAAAAUCACUCACGCCACGAUCGGAUUGGCCACUGGUGGACAACGACCCACUCGGAAGUGGCUGGCAAUGACCGGAUCGGGUUGAACUG